AUGUCCACUAGAAACCCUCGAGGGUCCUUGAUCGAACGCAGGGAACGUACCCCGAGCACAAGUGCAAGUGCAAGUGACUCUAAAUCUGAUUCUUACUCAGAUGAAAACACAAAUAAAGCUCCUCUUGAAUCCCAUGACUCAUGGCUUCCAGACUUCCAAGUAGCUCAAAUGAUGUACCUUGGAUACUUUCUGCUGAGUUUCUUCUUGACUUGGGUAUAUGUUAUACCCUAUAUGGACGGACGGCUCCGCCACGGAAGACAAAUUAGAAGUGCUUAUAAUGUCAAACUCAUCACCCCAAGCAAUGUAUCUACAAUUCGAUUAUUGUAUAAGGAUAUCAUCUGCAAUGCUACCAGAAAGGAAGGAGACAUAUUUCGAGGACGAUUGGAUACAUUUCCAGGCAACUCGCUUUUAACUUUCAACAGGUUCAUUAACGAGAUGCCAGACUACCCGCAAGGGCGACAAUUCCCAAAAUUGUUUGAGGAUGUACAGGCUGACGCUGACAAGAUAUAUCAUGAAUAUAUGGUCUAUUAUGAUCUGAUUCGCCGACACGCGGAGGACGCAAUGAUAUUCACAAAUGCAGUGAUAGAGGAUUUGACCGAACUCAUUUCUGAUGGAUCUCUGUCCAAGCAAGCAAUAAGAUCAAAAUUGACCAGAAAAUUGAUCAUUGAAUAUCUGAAAGGGUUAAGAGAAGGAUACAUGUUGCCCCGAUCAAACUUGUAUCUCGGAAAAUCUGUGGGGUUACUCAAAGUCAUCGAGAUAGGCCAAUCUUUUUUGCCCGAACUUGAAGCGGCCAACGAUGCCAGUCGAGCGCUACGAUUCACUGUAGAGUUUGGAAUUUACAAAGUUUUGACAGACCGAAAUCUAACAAAACCUGACUUUGUACCUCGCUCAGAGAUUCAAAAAAUACUUUCAUUUAUACAGCGCUCAAACGACAAAUCUGAAAAGGGACAUGGUAAUGAUACAAUUGGUUAUAUGACUCAUUGGCUAGACAAUGAAUUUGCGGCCGGUGAAAACGUGCGUGAAGUGGAGAUACCCAACUCGGUUCACCAAUUCCAGCAAACGCUAGUCGACAUUACGGAACAGGUUUCAGAACUCAUCGAUGAUACUUUGGAUGAGAGGAGUGGAAUUCAAGAACUUUCUUCAACGAUAUGUUACAUUGAUGCGAUAGAGAAGGGACUCAAAGAACUGGCCUUUCAUCAUAACUUCGAGUCAAUAUAUCCAGGUCAUCCAAAUCGUCCUAUGGCAAUUUGGGAGGUUCAUAAAUGUAUUUGGAAACGAGAUAUUAGGGGACCUUUGAAAGGAUUGAAUCAUUGUUGUCGGGAUAUCGAUCAUGUGAUCUAA
Botrytis sinoallii is the source of this 1341-nucleotide messenger RNA. RefSeq lists its product as uncharacterized. The transcript is spliced from 2 exons. Lineage: Eukaryota; Fungi; Ascomycota; Leotiomycetes; Helotiales; Sclerotiniaceae. Bases 1 to 1341 code for a protein of 446 amino acids. The record is from RefSeq and is a predicted model, not a curated record.